This is a messenger RNA of Corythoichthys intestinalis (scribbled pipefish), 2839 nucleotides long. RefSeq names its product sialoadhesin-like. The transcript is spliced from 10 exons. The record is from RefSeq and is a predicted model, not a curated record. The coding region runs from base 78 to 2330 and encodes 750 amino acids. NCBI's taxonomy places the organism in Eukaryota, Metazoa, Chordata, Actinopteri, Syngnathiformes, Syngnathidae.
GCCAGCUUUUGCUUUGCUUGAGACAGUGACAGCCAUAAGGGGUAUACGUAAAGGUCAAAAUAGGCAGCAAAUACAGAAUGAGCUGGACCGCGCAGAAGGACUUUGUCAUAUUUGUCAUCUUGGUCUUUGGUUUGCAAGUGUCCCAGAGUUGGGAGGCAAGUGAAUGGGGAGGGAAAUACAGUCAGGAAACCAUCUGCGGUUUGACAGGAACCACCGUGAUCUUCAACUGCUCCUUCUGGUACCCACAAACGCACGACGGCCACAUCAUAACGGUUGAAAAGACACUGUGGUUCACCAAAAGUUACAAUGAUCGACCUGAAGAUCUGACGAUAGACCCUCAGUACACUGAUCGUCUAGACCUAAACUGUCAAGGCAACUCGUGCACUUUGUCAAUCAGAGAGCUGAGAAAGAGCGACGAGGGCAAAUACAAGUUCAAAUUCAUAACUAACGCUCCCAAAGGAGAACACACUGUCAUGUCUGGAGUCACUCUGAAUGUCACUGAUCUCAGUAUAAAAAUGGUUGUGUUUGGUAUGAGGUGUCACAGUGAGUGCCAUUUGGACUCUCCUUCGUACAUCUGGUAUGAGAAUGGGGGAAAAAAAAAAGACUCAAACUUCGUAAUGAUCCCAGAACCAGAUUACGCUAGCUACUCCUGUGCUUUAAGAGGACACGAACAGCAUUUGUCUCCUCCAGUGUGUUGGGGCACCUCAUGUGACAAGGUGGUUUAUCUCUACAAAAGUAUCUGCGCCCUCAAAGGCUCCGAUGUGGACAUUGCUUGCACUUACAGCCACCACAAGACGGUACGGGAAAAAUCCUGGUUCCGCCCAGACAAUGGCAACACUUGGGAAGUUCUCUUAGAGGGUUGGCACCUCCACUUGGACCACCGGUAUUGCAGUUUUGAUAAAAGCUCACAAGCACAUCUACAAAUCGAAAACGUGACAGAGAAUGAUUCUGCAGAGUAUCGCUUCAAAUUCUCCGAAUGGGGAAGCGAUUUACCUGGAACAACAUUGACAGUCACAGCUGCACAGGUGCAGGUGAUCAAGGCCGAAAAGCGAGGCUCUUCCACGAUCGCUUUGCUUUCUUGUCACUUGAGCUGCAGUCCUGAAGCUCGUUUAUCUUGGUGCUGGAUGCGGAAUGGAGGCCAAAAUGUUAAAUGUUCUAAGAUGAAAAAAGAACAGAAAAUAACUUUACGUCAUGGAGAACACAUUACCUGUGCUGUUGAAGGAUAUCCAUUAAGUGUGUCUCUUCCACUAUAUGCUCUGAAAGCCCCCAGAGUGUUCUUGAGUCAUAAAAGUGAGAUCGUGGAGGGUCAUCUACUGACUCUGACCUGUAUAGCUGACACUCCAACAUCAUCGAGACACCGCUGGUACAAGAAAUGCAGAACGUCUGACUGUGAGGUCAUGGGUUAUGGAGAAAAGCUGGUCUUCAGCUCCAUCCAGUCUUCGGAUUCAGCUGAGUAUUUUUGUGCCGUGGAGAAUGAUCUGGGGGAGAAGAUGUCGCAAUCCGUCGUAAUUGAUGUGAAAUAUGCUCCAAAGUUCUCUAAUUAUCGGGUGAUUCCUUCAAAUGUCACCGAGGAGGGACAGCCAGUGAAUCUUAUCUGCAGCAGUGAUGCUAACCCAGCUGCUAGCUACACCUGGUACAAGGACCAAACUAUGCUUCAGGGUUCAGAAAGAUUUUACGUUUUUAACUCCAUAAGCACUGAAGAUGCUGGAAGCUACUACUGCAAGGCCCAUAAUAAAUAUGGAAACGUCAUCUCUUCACAGGUGGUCGUAGACGUCCAAUAUGUUCCUCGGAUACCAAGCAUCUCAGCGAGACCGUGUUCUAACAUCAGCAUGGGUUCUUCGGUCAGAUUGACGUGUACCAGUGAUGCUAACCCUCCCGCUAGCUAUUUUUGGUUCAAGGACCACGAGGAGUCUCCCAAUUCUACGGGGGCUGUGUUUAACAUUAUCAACUUCCAACUACACAACGAAGGUGCAUAUCACUGUGAGGCCCGAAACGUCAGGGGAAGCCGGAGGGCCACACUCCUUCUCAGAGCAGAAAAUUUUAGGUCAUGGUCACAGGGUGCUCUCACAGCGGUAGCUGUACGUUACUCCACAGUCGGCAUCCUGCUCAUCCUGCUUAUAGUCACCGUCCUGCUGUUCUGGAAAAAGACUAGAUCAAAAGGCAGGAUGCACUCCAAAUUUCAGCCAAACACGAAUGAAGACAGCAGCAGGGAUCAACUGAAGGAGCGGGUGGCAUUCUCCGAACACUCUCCAAUCUACGCCAAUGUCACCAACGACAAAACAGACCAGGAUGAGGAUGAAUACGAUAGUGUGGUGGACACAGUCAUCUAAUGUGGUGGCCAAGCCUCAGGAUGAGUUAUGCAUCAUUCUUUUCACCUCUUUGAACAUCAUCCAAAUGACUGUUCGCCUAGAGACUAAAAUUGAUCCAAACAUCCAUGAUUAGUCCACAACACAACUCCCAAUCCAUUCUGAUACUGAUACUGUACAUGCAUGAGUAAAACUGAGUUCAUAAGUCUAAAUACAAUUGCUUGAAAUUAAUCAGGAAGUUAGCAAAUUCGGGUUUGAUAAAGCCAUUUUGGGCGAAUUACCUUAAGAGUAACGCAUGGAAAAACACAGAAAAAUUCAAACUUUAAAAUCCGUUCUUCCCGCUGACACCAAAUCGGGAGAACAAGAGGCAUGAGAAAUUGCCAAGAUUUGAGGGUAGUUUAAGUAAAUGCUUUAUUAAAUAAAUAAAUCAUUGCAAAGCCUUAAAAUAUAUUGUUUUAUGUAAACCAUUUCCCUCCAUUUUUUCCCCACAAACAUUUAACUGUGCAAACACGUGUCAUUGGUAGCCUCUUGAA